AUGCCAACAUAUGAAACCAUCUUCACAAUGGACUAUUUAGAUAUGUUUAUUCGAGAGACCCUUCGAAUGUUUCCUAUUGCACCAAUGGCGAUUAGUCGUCAAAGUACCGAUAGUUUUUGCCUCAAAGACUUUGGUGCCGUACCGAGAGGUACACUGAUUACCGUCGAUAUGUAUAAUUUGCAUUACAAUCCAAAUUUAUGGGGUCCCGUGGAUCCACAUGAGUUUCAUCCCGAAAGAUUCGCCACUAAACGACAUCCAAUGGCAUGGAUUCCGUUUGGAGCUGGACCGCGUAAUUGUGUGGGCAUGCGUUUUGCUCUGCUAGAAAUGCAAAUGUUACUUAUUCGACUGUUGAAAGCCUACACACUAAUCGACUGUGGGGAGAAAGCACGCAAACCAUUCCAACAACUCGAAGAAAUGCCUGUCAUUACACCUAAAGAAGCCAUUGUCCAACUCCAACGCAGAGAUGAACAGCAUUAG
Molecule: messenger RNA, 477 nt
Organism: Rotaria sp. Silwood1
Lineage: Eukaryota; Metazoa; Rotifera; Eurotatoria; Philodinida; Philodinidae
Source: the annotation of a GenBank genome assembly